Schizosaccharomyces japonicus yFS275 is the source of this 7842-nucleotide messenger RNA. RefSeq names its product alpha-1,3-glucan synthase Mok12. Gene Ontology annotation, molecular function: alpha-1,3-glucan synthase activity; glycosyltransferase activity. Bases 754 to 7722 code for a protein of 2322 amino acids. Gene Ontology annotation, biological process: carbohydrate metabolic process; fungal-type cell wall (1->3)-alpha-glucan biosynthetic process; ascospore wall biogenesis. Gene Ontology annotation, cellular component: membrane; prospore membrane. NCBI's taxonomy places the organism in Eukaryota, Fungi, Ascomycota, Schizosaccharomycetes, Schizosaccharomycetales, Schizosaccharomycetaceae. The record is from RefSeq and is a predicted model, not a curated record. The transcript has a single exon.
CAGGCACACAACCGUGGUGGUAGUAUUUCGUCGAAAGACGGCUGUACCGCUCAGCUGCUAUUAUGGGCGAUGUGGUCGUCAUCCCGUUAGAUCACGGUGGGGGUAGCAUUAAGGUUUCGGGCAUCGCGAAACAACUAAAUCUUAACCAACCACUACCACUGUGCUGCCAGACUGUUAAAAUUCCGAGAAAACAGCAUUCUACAGCUAUAGCUGGCUAUAUUUUGGAGAAUCCGUGACCUUUUGUUCUUAUUUUAAUGAUUUUGACUCGUUUUUAAACCAGUUUUGUUUUUUGUUUUUGUUUUUUGGAAUGUUGAAUAUAAAGCUUUAAUUUUUUUGUCGCUAAACUCGAUUAAACGCUGUUUAACUGAAUAAAACAUUUUUGGAAAGAAUUGUCUUAAAUACCGAGCGGAGAAGUUUUGAAUCUUCAACAAUUGACGAUUUUCUGUGAAGCCAACUGUCGGUCAAUGUGCUGCACUUAACUGGCUUAUCGGGUUCCAGAGUAUCCUAAAGCAAUGGUAAUAUGAGGAUCCCCCUUAUUUCUGAUCGUUGUUCUUCCCUUUCGAUGGAUUUCCUUUCGGUUUCGAUUUGUUUACUGUGACAUUCUUGAGCCAUUAUUCAAAAGUUUUUCGGUUGGAGCGGUACGAUGAUUAUUCAUGGUUACGAAAGUAUUCAUAAAUGGCUCAAGGAUUUAUAUAAAUGCGUUUCUCUCGCUGAUUUUCACUUAACUUUCACAAUCGAUUAAUUAAGAUCGUGAUGCAGUUGCUUCCUUUGGUACUGCUGUAUCUGUUCGGAUGGCUUGUUUCUUUACACUCGAGUAAAGCAGCUGUCUGGACUCCUGAGAACAGUCCAUGGAAUUUGAACGGCAACCAUACUGCUACUAGUAUUCUUGAUUAUUAUGGAGAAUGGAAAGGCCAUGAGUAUUUUCCUUCUCCUUCCAACUGGCGUACAAUUCCCUUUUAUACCAUUAUUUUGGACAAGUGGGCGAAUGCAUUGCCCGAAAACGACAUUGCAGAAGACACCGUAUAUGAAUCUGACCCCUACGAAGUUACUUUCCGUGCAGGUGGCGAUAUAAAGGGUCUUGUAGAGCCUCGUUCCUUGGACUAUUUAGAAAGUUUGGGUGUAAAGGCUAUCUAUAUUGCAGGUACUCCGUUUCAAAACUUGCCAUGGGCCCCAGAUGGUUAUUCGCCCUUGGACUUUACGCUUCUUGAUAAACACACAGGCACGAUCCAAGAUUGGCAGGAUGCCAUUACAAAAUUACAUGAGCGCGGAUUCUAUCUAAUAAUCGAUCUUACGGUUUCCACUCUUUCAGAAUUAACUUAUUUCAAGAACACGUCUCAUUCGUUUGCUAAUGCGUCUGCACCCUUCAGUACAAAAGGUUAUACGAUGGAUUACAAAAACGAUGACCUGAUUUACUCGGAUUUUCAGAUUUCUAAUGGUUCUAAGUACGAGUGUUACACUCCUCUAUUUUGGGACGCAACUGGUCUACCACUAAAUUCGACCGAAGCUCUUGACCACAUUGAUGAAAUUACAUGUUAUGAGGGUGACUUUGACCAAUACGGUGAUGUUGAAGCAUUUGGUAACCAUCCUCCAUGGUGGCGUCAACUGUCUAACUUCGCUUCCGUUCAAGAUCGUCUUCGUGACUGGGAUCCACUUGUGGCCAAGAAGCUUAUGCACUUAACAUGUCUUGCUGUUCGUGUCCUAGAUGUUGACGGAAUUCGUGUCGAUAAGGCUACACAAAUUACAUCAGAUUUCUUAGGUUCUUGGGCUGCAGCCGUUCGAGAAUGUGCAAGAGCGGUAGGUAAACACAACUUUUUUAUCCCCGGUGAAGUUACAAGUGGAGCUGAUUACGGUUCUAUUUUCUUGGGCAGAGGUCGACAAUCUGACCAGCGUCCAAAAACAGUGGAUAUUGGUAUGAGUCUAACAUAUGAUAACUCAACCUACUUUUUGAGAAAAGUGAACGACUCCGCUCUGGAUUCUGUUUCAUUCCAUUAUUCGGUUUACAGAACACUCACUCUUUUGCUUGGACUUCAGGGCGAGCUUUUUGCUGCUUUUGAUCUGAAUCGUUACGACUUUCCAACUAUGUGGGAACAAAUGUUGAAACAAGAUGAUCUCAUUAAUGCCAAUACAAAGAAAUUCGAUCCUCGACAUCUUUAUGGUAUAACAAAUCAAGAUAUUUUCCGUUGGCCAUCUAUCAAGGAUGGUGUGUAUAAGCAAAUGCUCGGUUUCUUUGUUACUCAUUUAGUCAUGCCGGGAAUACCUCUUGUGUACUAUGGUGAGGAACAAAACUUAAAACUGCUAGACAACCAAGCUGCCAACUAUAUUUUUGGAAGACAGCCUAUUGUUUCUUCAAUUGGAUGGCAAAAGCAUGGUUGCUACAAUAUCGGAAGUACUCAAUAUCUUGAUAUUGAUUUCACACCGGCAAGUAAGUCUUGCUUAGAUGAUUGGACUGGGCAUGAUCAUUUGGAUGUUACUUCAUCUACGAAACACUAUAUCGCUCGUAUGAACGAAAUUCGUGCUAAUUAUCCACAAAUUCGCGAUGGCUACUUGCUUGAAGGUUUAGGAAAAUGGACUACAGAAGGUGUGCUGCCCGGGAAUGAACUUUAUGGUGAAAAGAAUCCUACCCAAUGGGGUGUCUGGUCCCUUAUUCGUGGUCCCAAAGCACCUUAUCAGGACUUUGGAGACAAUAACUUUAAAGUCUGGGUUGUAUUCUCAAACGAGAACCAUUCAAUAACCUUUGAACGUGAUUGCGGAACCAAAGUUGACCAGAAAGAGCCACCUUAUCCUGCUAUGAUCGGUCCAUAUGCCGCUAAUCAAACGGUGAAGAAUUUGCUCUAUCCUUAUGAAGAAUAUGAUCUUGUUCCUUCGGACAUUAAAGAUAAGGGCUGUAUUCCAAAAUUACACUUCGAUCCGUAUGGCUCAAAACUAUUCGUUCCAAAAGAUCGUUGGGUUCUACCUAAUCUGUACAUGACAAAGUUUUUACCUGGCCACGAUUUCAGACUUAUUACUGAGAAUAGUUCUGUGGAUGUGGACAUCAGUAUUGGAUUUUCAGAUGAACUUGAUUGCGAAACUGUAUCCAAGAACGUUGUUGUGAGAUCUCACUCAUUGACUGAAAGUAAACGACCAUUUUUUAAAGAUGGUUCUGUUCAUUGCGGUCGUCUUCCAUUUGAACCCAAGGCAGAAUUGACUAAUACUCCCGUUACUCGCUGGUAUUUUAAUGCUACUUUGACCGGUGUCCCACAAGGUAUACAUGAGGUUAUUGUUAAAAACGUUACUAGUUUUUCUGGCCAAAGCUUGCGUUCUGCUACCAAUACUCUUAUCUUCCGUGUUGGUUCGGAAGAAAACCCUAUGGUCAAUACGUUGAAUGCUACCUUUAGCAAAAACCUUCUGAUUCAAACCACAAAUGGCAGUCUUUAUGUUAAUCACACGGGUAUAGGUGCUGACAAAUUCCGUUAUUCGCUGGACUUUGGUUCAAACUACUCCAAGUGGUUACCUGUAACCAGUAAGGUUCAACCUUUGAAGAAGCUUCAUUGGAAUGGAACUCAGUCUCAACACUGGGAAGGCGAACACCUUAUUGUACAAUAUUGGUCAACCGUGGGCCUCUCUAAUGCUCACGUUCAACACGGUGACACUGUUGGUUACCAACGCCAUUUUCCACAUGUCUUCGUUCAAGGAAAGUUCAAUCGAUAUGGUUACGAUAAUUCGGUCCCCUCGAGGAUGCACUUUGAUAAAGACAAUGGAAAAUGGACUUACAACUUGAUAUCUACUUGGCCUGCUGAACUGAUAUUUAAUAUCUGGGGCAUGAAUCCCGAUGGAAACGCGGACCAAGGCUGGGUUUACGGUGAUCUCGAUAAUGAUACAAUUAUUGAUCGUGUGCCUCCAGGCACCAGUCGAAUUAGUAACUUUAUCCGGUUGAUGAGCUCUCCUCCAAAACCCUAUUUGUCUUACAAGCUUAUUCUUGACGAUCAAACCCGAAGAUGGACUUAUGAACCAAAGGGCUCUUGGUCUGUGCAAAUUGCUGUACUGGUUUUGAUUCUGGUUUGUCCACUUAUCGCAGCCAUUUUCUCAACCAUGUUCUACAAUGGUGCCUUCUCUCGUGUCAUUAAGUUUGACGGUUUUGACAGUGAAGGCUGGUUGACGUUUGUUUUUCGGCUAAAGGUUAUCGGUUUGAAAAUAAUUACCUUGCCUUUGCGUCUUUUUGGAAAGUCGGGUCCUGUGAUAGAAAACUCUCUUACAACGCAGGAUGGAAAUAAGAAGCUCAACGUCCUUCUGGCAACUCUCGAGUAUGACAUUCCUGAACUUAAAGUCCGAGUGAAGAUUGGUGGUUUGGGAGUCAUGGCUCAGUUAAUGUCUCGACAAUUGAAAUUCUUAAACUUUGUCUGGGUCAUUCCAAUGGUUCGCGGUAUCAAUUAUCCUUUGGAAAGAUUAACAAGAAUUGAUCCAAUUUACAUUACAAUCAGUGAUGCAUUCUUUGCAGUUGAGGCAUUUACCUUUGUUAGUGACAACGUCACUUAUGUGCUCUUAAAAUCCAAGGUCUUUGAGAAGCAAACAAGUUCCGCGCCGUACCCCGUGAAGAUGGAUGAUUUGGAGUCUGCCGUCUUUUAUUCAACUUGGAAUCAAUGCAUCGCCGAAGUUUGGAGACGGUUUCCUUUAGACAUUUACCAUGUCAAUGACUACCAUGGUGCCUUGGCACCCUUGUAUUUGUUGCCAAACAUCAUUCCAUGCGCAGUUUCAUUGCAUAAUGCUGAAUUCCAGGGUCUCUGGCCUCUUCGCACUGCAUAUGAGAAACGGGAAGUUUGCCGUGUCUUCAAUCUUAGUGAAUCACUCUGUGCAAGAUACGUACAAUUCGGACACAUAUUCAAUCUUUUACACGCCAUCAUAUCAUACGUCCGUAUCCAUCAACGCGGAUACGGUGUCGUUGGUGUCUCUAAGAAAUAUAGCAAGCAAUCACUUUCAAGAUAUCCAAUUUUCUGGAGUCUUGUUAAUAUUGACGAGCUUGCGAAUCCUGACCCAAGUGAUCUUCUAGAAUCAAACACACAGUCUUCCAUUCCUGAAAAGGUUGAUUUUGUUUUGGAAGCCAAAAGAAAGCAUUUGAAACGUCAAAGUCAAAUUUGGGCGAAUUUGGAUGUUGAUCCUUCCGCGCAACUUUUAAUUUUCGUUGGAAGAUGGUCUUUCCAAAAGGGAAUUGAUCUGAUUGCUGAUUUAGCUCCUACAUUGCUUACUCACUACAACGUUCAGCUCAUUGUAAUUGGUCCAGUGAUUGAUUUGCAUGGACGCUUUGCUGCCGAAAAACUGAAAUAUUUGAGUGAAAAAUAUCCGAAGCGUCUAUUCUGUCGUCCUGUUUUCACUGUUGUUCCUCCGUUUUUGUUCGCGGGUGCAGAUUUUGCAUUGAUCCCUUCGCGAGAUGAACCUUUUGGUCUUGUUGCAGUCGAGUUUGGCCGUAAAGGUGUUCUUUGUAUUGGUUCAAAAACAGGCGGCCUUGGUCAUAUGCCAGGAUGGUGGUUUAAAAUGGCUUCUUUCAACUCGGGACAUUUACUAACACAGUUUGGAAAUGCUAUUCUGAAAGCUUUGAAUACUGCUGAGGAAACAAGAGCUACCAUGAGGGUCCAAGCCUUGAAUCAACGUUUCCCAGUAUGCAUUUGGCAAGAGAAGAUUGAGAAUCUCUUAACUUCUUGUAUUAAGGUUCAUGAUGAUGUUGAGAGACAGACUCAAAACAACUGGACAUCUAUUUUCUCAAAGCUCGGCAGAGCCUUGACUUGUAAUCACAAGGAGCAAGACUCGUGCGACGACUUGAAUGCUGCUAACAGUGAGGAUGGUUCCUUCCACAGCGAAGCUUUGGACAUCUCAAAGGAGGCUGAAAAAGAGAAACCUGAUAACGAAAACAUUGUUACUGCAUCCGAGGUGCAGAACGAGAAUGUUGCUCCCGUUCCUGCACCAUUCGCAUACUCCUCCAAUCCUAAUGAUUCGUUUGAUCAACUUGCCAGAAAUCUUCAAAUGGGAGAUGCUGGUGCCCUAAGUCCAUCGCCUGAGAUUCGCGAAGUUCCUAUCCCGCAGUCGUUGUCUCCGGAGUCUUCCUGCUCUCCUCCACAUAUGGCAGGCGAGUCCUCUUCGGAUUCAUCUUCGGACAAGAAGAAGUCAGCGGAUUAUGAAGUUUUUGUUAAAUCUCACAAAAAGAUGUUUUCUUCAUCUGACAACUUUACCGAUGAAGACGGUGUUACACGAAAGGAGUUUUUGGCACGGAUGGAUAAACUUAAUCCUGUGAAUUCUUUACAUUCUCUCUGCAUCGAUAGAUUUAUUCGGAAGCAUGAGAGAAAGUAUUUUAAGGAACUUCGUGAUCAAAAAAUUGGAGUUAAGCUUCAUUUGAACGACACAAUGUCCGAGAAGUAUGAAGAAAAGGUUGAAGUGACAGAAGGAAAUUCACAGGAAUCACACAAUGCCUUACAGCGUAUUAUGCUUCACAGUAUUGGAACUUGGCCUCUGUAUACGAUUCUGCUUGCUUUAGGACAAAUCCUUGGCGCUUCUUCCUAUCAGUUGACUUUGCUUUCCGGAGGCUCUGCUCAGUCCUCAAAGUCGACAUAUAUUUUGCUGUCCAUCUUUUCAUUCUGUUCGAUGACCUGGUGGUUCUUAUCUCGUAUUUUCCAAGCCCGUUACAUCCUUUCUGUGCCGUUUAUCUUCUUUGGUAUUUCCUUCUUGCUUGUUGCACUGACACAUUUGUUCCAAUUCAGCAAGGCAUGUGCCGUUGUUCAGAAUAUUGCAGCCUAUGUGUAUGCCAUUUCGAGUUCAACAGGAUCGCUCUUCUUUGCUUGGAACUUUGGUGCUGAAGGCGGCGUCGCACCACAUCACUGGCUAACGCGUGCCUGUAUUGUUCAUGGCUUACAACAGAUUUGGUCUGCUAUUCUGUGGGGAUGGGGUGACCUGUUGAUGAAGGAAGACACUGCAAAGACUGUCAGCACUGGAGUCUUCAUUGGCGGUAUUGUUGCAUUCUUGGUUUGCUUCGCUUUUGCUGGUUUGUCGUAUGUUGGACUACCAAACUAUUAUCGUCAAUCUCCCUCCAUCAUCCCGGCGUUCUAUCAUUCCUUGGCGAAACGGCCAAUUGUCAUCUGGUUCUUUAUUGCACAGAUACUGAACAACUUUUGGCUGGCUAUUCCGUACGGCCAAGCAUGGCGUUUCUUCUGGAAUACAACGUACACCUCGUUUGGUAGUAUUAUCAUUUUGUUGAUGAUCUAUCUUCUUGUCAUCUGGGUCAUUGUGUUUGUCAUUCUUCGGUUUGUUGCCAAAGACAACAGUUGGUUCCCCGUGAUCUUUGGACUCGGCUUCUUGUGUCCAAGAUGGUGUCUGGAGUUCUGGUCGUCUUCUGGACUUGGGCUGAAUUUGCCUUGGGCAGGGAAGGCUUCUCCAAUAUUUACAAAGUGUGUUUGGCUUACGCUCAACCUGUACGAUAAUCUACAGGGAAUUGGUCUUGGUAUGAUGCUGCUUCAAACACUGGCCCGAGAUCACGUCGCUUUCACUCUGAUGUUGGCACAGUUCUUCAGUAGUUUGACCAUCAUGGUUUCUAAGCCAAUUCUUCCCGUCACUGAUCGUGUGUUCCCGCUGUUCAGUUCGUGGAACCCGGCUGAUGGCAGCGGACCCCUCCGAAGUCCCUGUUUCUACCUUGCUCUCAUUUGUCAACUAAUUGGUGUGUUUGGACUUUUGUAUUACUAUCGAAAAUGCCAGCUCGCAGUAUAGGAAAGCGAUGCUGUUGGUGAAGCAGAUGAAGACUGUGAUGAAACCGGUCUCACUGUGAUGAAUUGAAAUGAAUUAACGAACUAACGAACUAACGAUAAUAAUAUUAUACAAUAGACCUGA